Lutzomyia longipalpis is the source of this 3851-nucleotide messenger RNA. It is a transcript of the gene eIF5B, whose product is annotated as eukaryotic translation initiation factor 5B. NCBI's taxonomy places the organism in Eukaryota, Metazoa, Arthropoda, Insecta, Diptera, Psychodidae. The record is from RefSeq and is a predicted model, not a curated record. Bases 128 to 3619 code for a protein of 1163 amino acids. Gene Ontology annotation, molecular function: translation initiation factor activity; GTPase activity; GTP binding. The transcript has 9 exons.
UUGAGGUUAUGUGCAAUUUUUUUUUGCAGAGUUGUCAACCUCAAAGAAGAUUUUGAAACACAUUUUCGUGCUAAAAUUGGCAAAAUUCCCGUUUUUACGUAGUUUUAGUGAAUAAAAUUAGUGCAAAAUGGUGAAGGCAAGACGUGGGAAGCGGGACGUGGCCAAAGAUGAGGAGAUGGAUAGUGAUGUAGACGUGGCGAAGGAUACUGCAGCAGCUGGGUCUGAUGCUGAGGAUGUGUCCACGGCGAAGGCGCGGAAGGUGAAGAAGGAGAAGAAGAAGGCACCGAAGAGGGAUGAAGAUGAGGAUGGGGAUGAAGACGGCACGAAGGCACCGCCAAAGGGUGAGGAGAAGAGUAAGGGGAAGAAGGGGGAUUCCGAGGAUGACGAGGAGGUGGCUGUCAUUGCGCCAGGACGGGGGAAAAAGGGCAAAAAGGGGGGCUUUGCACUGCUAAACGUUGAUUCGGACAAUGACGUGGACAGCGAUGGGAGGAUGAGUGAGGAAGAGGACGUGGCACCGAAGCCGAAGAAGAAGGGUAAGGAUACCAAGAGGCAGGAUAGUGUGGAGGAGGAUGUACCAAAGGAGCCACAGGGUGGGAAGAAGAGCAAAAAGUCCAAGAAGAAGCGCAAUGAGGACGACGAGGAGGACAUUGAGAAGCUCCUGGCUGAAUUGCAAAUUGAAUAUGCUGGCGGGAAGUCGGCUGGGUCAUCCGAAGCAGCUGCUGAUGCGGGGGAUUCUCAGGCGGAAAGGAAGAAGAAGUUUGCAGGUAAAGGUCGUGAACAUAAGCAGAGUUUCUCGAAGCAAGUUGAUGAAUUACUUGAUGAUGACUUCAAAGCAGAUAAUGACGUCGAGGAGGAAUUGAGUACGGUCAAGACGGCGGCGCAGAAGAAGAAGGAAAAGAAGGAACGACAGAAGCGUGAAGCAGCUGCGGCGAAGCUAAAAACAGGGCAGGAUGAGGAGAAAUUGCCGCAGGAAGUGCCACAGGAGGUACCGCCGCAGGAAGACACGGAGGAAGCCCCUGGGGCGGAGAAUGAGGAUGAGAAGAAGGAGGAGAAGAAGAAGAAGCGCAAGGAGAAGAGGGAAAAGCCCGAGAAGGCGGAGAAAGCCGAUGGGGAGAAGGGAAAAGAUGAAAAGGGAAAGAAAGGCCCGGGGAAGCAUCUCGUGGCGGCAAUGCAGGAACGUUUGAAGAAGCUGAAGGAGGAGGAGGAGCGCAUGAAGCGUGAGGAGGAGGAAAGGAUAAGGAUUCUCGAGGAGGCGGAACGGCAGCGACAGGAGCAGAUUCAGCUUGAGCAGGAGCGCAAGGAGAAGAAGAAGCAAAAGGAGAAGGAACGCAAGGAGCGUCUCAAGGCUGAGGGGAAACUCCUUACGCUGAAGCAGAAGCAGGAGAAGGCACGUGCGCAGGCAAUGUUGGAAGCACUCAAGGCACAAGGGGUGGAAGUUCCGGAAGCCGGGAAGAAAGCCCCGCGGCUGGGAACGCGUGUGCGGACAAAGAAGAAGGAUCAAAUGGGUGCAGAUGUGGAGGAGAAGAAGGAGUCAUCGCCGGAUGAGAAGCCCGAUGUGCAGGAACAGACGGAGAAGGAAGAGAAGGAUACUGUGAAGGAUGCCUGGGAUGCUACAUCGUCGGAGGAUGAAUCGGAAGAGGUGAAGGCACAGGAAAAGCCCGCGCAGGAAGCUUCGGAGGAGUCAGAGAGUGAGGAGGAGUCCGAAGAGGAGGAGAGUGAGAGUGAGAGUGAAUCCGAUCCGGAUGAUCAUCGGACUGAUGCAGAGCGGAAGCGUGAGAAGGCACGUGCGAGGAUUGAGAAGCGACGCGUGGAGGCGGAGAAGAAGAGAACGCAGGAGAAUCUCCGGGCAGCUGUUGUGUGUGUCCUGGGGCACGUAGAUACGGGGAAGACAAAGAUUCUGGAUAAGCUGCGACGGACGCAUGUGCAGGAUAGCGAAGCUGGGGGGAUUACGCAGCAAAUUGGCGCCACAAAUGUCCCCAUUGAUGCCAUCAAGGAACAAACGCGUUUCGUGAAGGGGGCGCAGGAGCUGGAUUACAAGCUCCCGGGGCUCCUUAUCAUCGACACCCCCGGGCACGAAUCAUUCAGCAAUCUCCGGAGUCGUGGUUCAUCCCUCUGUGAUAUCGCCAUCCUCGUUGUGGACAUCAUGCACGGCCUUGAGCCGCAAACAAUUGAAUCGCUCAACCUCCUCAAGACCCGGAAGACUCCCUUCAUUGUUGCCCUCAAUAAAAUCGACCGGCUGUACGAUUGGGGCACAAUGGGGCGCAAGGAUGUGCGCGAUGUGAUCAAGGGGCAGCCCGAGAACACGCAGAUGGAGUUCCACACGCGCGUCAAGGAGGUCAUCACGCAAUUUGCCGAGCAGGGACUCAAUGCGGCGCUCUUCUAUGACAAUCCCGAUGUCAAGAGUUACGUCUCCCUCGUGCCCACGAGUGCCAUCACGGGCGAGGGCAUGGGGAAUCUCCUCUAUCUCAUCGUGGAAUCCUGCCAGAACCUCCUGACGCGGCGUCUCAUGUACAGCGAAGAUCUCCAAGCAACUGUGCUGGAAGUCAAAGCUAUUCCCGGUCUUGGGACCACCAUUGAUGCCAUCCUCAUCAAUGGGAAGCUCCGUGAGGGGCAGACAAUGAUUCUCGCCGGCACUGAGGGUCCCAUUGUCACGCAAAUCCGUUCCCUGCUGAUGCCGCAGCCGCUGAAGGAGCUACGCGUGAAGAAUGCCUACAUUGAGUACAAGGAGAUUGUGGCGGCGCAGGGAGUCAAAAUUGCCGCCAAGGAGCUGGAAAAGGCAAUUGCCGGACUCAAUUUGCAAGUGGCACAGAAGCCAGAUGAGGUGGAGAUUCUCAAAGAGGAAGUGGCCAAGGAGCUGAAAUCCGCCCUGAGCAGUAUUAAAUUGAGUGAACGCGGUGUCUAUGUUCAGGCGUCGACGCUGGGAUCAUUAGAAGCUCUCCUGGAAUUCCUGAGAACGUCCAAAAUACCGUAUGCUGGCAUUCGAAUUGGUCCCGUGGUCAAGAGAGAUGUUAUGAAGGCGUCAACGAUGUUGGAACAUGAGCCACAAUAUGCAACAAUUCUUGCUUUUGACGUCAAGGUGGAGCGGGAUGCUCAAGAUUUGGCUGAUUCGCUCGGGGUAAAGAUAUUCCAGGCGGAUAUCAUUUAUCAUCUCUUUGAUAAAUUUAUGGCCUAUCGUGAAGAAUUGAAGCAGAAGAAGAGGGAUGAGUUCAAAAGUAUUGCUGUCUUUCCCUGUAAACUCAAGGUGCUGCCACAAUUUAUCUUCAAUUCACGAGAUCCAAUCGUUAUUGGUGUGAUGGUUGAGAAUGGAAUUAUACGGGAAGGAACUCCAAUUUGCGUGCCCAGCAAGGAGUUUGUCGAAUUGGGCAUUGUGACGUCCAUUGAAUCGAAUCACAAGCAAAUUGAAUCAGCACGAAAGGGACAGGAAGUUUGUAUAAAAAUUGAACCACUUCCAGGUGAAACACCCAAAAUGUUUGGACGACACUUUGAAGAGACUGAUAUGCUUGUUAGCAAGAUUUCGCGCCAGAGCAUCGAUGCUUGCAAGGAUUACUUUAGGGAUGAUCUAAUUAAAGCUGACUGGGCCCUUAUGGUGGAACUCAAGAAGCUCUUCCAGAUUCUCUAGAAAACAGUUCUUCUCUGCGAAUUUUCUCAUUCUUCGUAUUUUCUUUCCUCCUGAUAAAUUCUCUCCAGAAAAAAAGUCUUUAUUGAGGAAUUUUUUUAAAAUUUCUUUUCUGUGAAAUUGGUGGUAGACAGCAGAGAGAAUCAGCUACAGACAUUCAGAUAAAAUUGAAUAAUUUUUUUUUGUAAUUAAAAUGUAAAAGAAAUGUAAUUGAUAAAUUGAGUGAGAGAAGAAA